Molecule: messenger RNA, 2136 nt
Organism: Chroicocephalus ridibundus (black-headed gull)
Lineage: Eukaryota; Metazoa; Chordata; Aves; Charadriiformes; Laridae
Product: tRNA-dihydrouridine(47) synthase [NAD(P)(+)]-like
Exons: 4
Coding region: 1-876 (291 amino acids)
Molecular function (GO): RNA binding; tRNA dihydrouridine synthase activity
Source: RefSeq, a predicted model, not a curated record
AUGGCGGCGGCGCGGAGGCGGUCCGCGCCCGGUGAGCGCGGGUCCCGGCUCGGCCCCGACCCUGCUCUGGCGGCCCCCUGGUAUGUGCCCCGACCCCCCAUAAUCCCUCGGUACGUGCCCGGGCUCCCCCAUAACUCCCCUCCGAUACGGGGAAAAAGGCAAAGGGCGGGAGUCGUCUUCGUAGGAGCCCUCGCGGUGGCAAGUGGCAGUGCGCACCUCGGGGAUGGCUACCAGAACAUCAUCAAGACGGACCUGGCCAAGCAGUGGGAGGGGAAGUCGCUGGUGAGGAACAACCUUUCCAAGGAGCUCCAGCACCAGCUGCGCAAGAGGAAGUUUAGCUUCAGGAAGGCUGACGAGUACCUCCGUGGUCUGGGCAAGCCCCACGGGGAUGGUGGGAAGGGAGGCAAAGCCACGGAGCGUUCCACAGAGGAGCAAGAGGUGUCCAACUGCACAACAGCCCAGGAGGGGCUGGGAGACGGUCCUGAAUGUCCUGCGCUACCGGAGCAGGGGGGAGAUCCCAAACCAGACGCCUUGCAGAGUCCCACCGCCGGUGAGGAGGCUUCCUCCGUGAAAACGGUGGGCCCGCUGACAGAGGAAGAUGUUAUAAAGCUGCGGUCAUGUGAGAAGAAGAAGUUGGAAAUCCAAGGCAAGCUCUACUUGGCUCCGCUGACCACGUGCGGUAACCUCCCUUUCCGAAGGCGAUGCGAGCGCUUUGGGGCAGACGUCACCUGUGGAGAGAUGGCUGUGUGCACAAACCUGCUUCAGGGCCAGUCCUCCCAGUGGGCUCUCCUCAAACGGCAUCACACCGAAGAUAUUUUUGGGGUACAGGUGGGUGCUGUCAUCUUGAGAACCAAAGAAAUGAUAACUCGCUUCUGAGGAGAAAAGCUGCUGCUUGAAUUCAUGCAACCUGUCCCCCUCUGGCAGCCGGAGGGAGCGUUUCCAGACACGAUGACCAAAUGCGCAGAGCUCCCGAACCUGACAAUUGAAGUGGACUUUGUGGACAUCAAUGUCGGGUGUCCCAUUGACCUGGUCUACAAGAAGGUAAGAAGACGUUCUGCAGCGCAUUUUCCCUCCUUCAAUAGAUGCUUGUCUUUUGCCUCAUCUCCUGUUACCCGAUCUGCUCCUGCCAGUCUGAUCCAGAGCUCCCGGUUCAUUUCUGGGCACUAGACCUCAGCGAGAAGGCAAAUAAGCUGAUCAAGGAGCAGGGAAUGGUGAGCUGUGUCUCCCUGGCAGCAGGCAGAAGUUGGAAGGGAAGGGGCUGUGGGGUUUUUUUUGAGUCCCUUUUCUGCAAGUCUUGAGGUGCUGCAAGUCUUGAGAUGCCAAGCAGGAAGCGGUGCCCAUCCCCAGGUUAGGAGAGCUGAGCGUUUUCCCCAUUUUUCAUUACCCGAUUUCUGAGUUCGCGCAACACAGUGCAGGGAACUGUUUUUCUCCCCACCUACGAGUCCUCAGGCACUGCCUUGACAUGACUUCGCAAGCUCAAAGGCAGCUAAAAGGAGAGCUGGAGCAGCCAGCUGCUAUUUCCCGUCUCACGGAAACAGAGACUAGCAGAAAUAGAGCAUGGCUACGGCCUUCUCUGGUUUUGCCAAUCCUCAUCCCUUUGGUCAGUGCUGGCAACAGCUGCCUGAAACCACGUUACCAGUACAUCGAGCGGGAUCCGGAUUCUUAAAUGUCAUUUUCCAAUGCCCAGCAAUAGGGGCAUUGUCCUUAUCGGGAGGCUGCGUCCCUCCAGUGCUGGGGUUCAGGGUUAAAGCAACCAGGUCUGUUAGCAACCGGAUCAUUUUAAAUCCUUGUUGGGAUCCGGUGCCAUGAAACCAAUUAAACCUUGCAGCGGAUAUGGGAAGUUGGGAUUGUGAGAAACAAGUUCCGGUCCGAAUAAAAUAGGCUCAGGCAGAAUCCUCUGUGAAGCACAUUUUUAUUCACGUUCUUGCAAGAGCGGGUGACCUAGCAAGUAGGCACACUUCCCGUUCUUGAAACACACCUUUUUAUUCCCUAAUCCCGGCCGAAUUUUUCCCUCCCCUGUUUCCCAUUGGUUGGGUACUCCAGGGUUCACAGUCUGUCCGAGGCGCCUAAAAUUCUUCCCGCAUGUCCUGCCUCUGUUUACUUCUCUUUAUGCUACACCUAGAGGGAUUAUCUGAC